UCCUAACCUGUCCUGGUCUCUCCCCUCUUCCUGACUCCUGCCUCUUACUUGCUCACAGGCUCUUGCUGCGCACAUCCCAUAAUUACUUACUGCUGUCUUCUGCGAGGUGGAAUAGAACCAGCUUAGGUAGAGCCCAUGUACUAGGAUUCGGUUCAGCACUAGGUGAUCUAAAGCACGCACGCUGCUCUUUGCUCGACGUGCCUGUGCAAAGAUAAAGGCGAUGGUCGUUUCUUCGGACAAGCAUUCAGGCUUUAAGUUUAUAUUCGCGAAGGGGAGUCUGCGCCCUGGUCAAACCAAGCUCAAUGACCGCUGCGGAAUCGCGUUCCAGUUUCUUUCGUCACAAGCGUACCGCGUGCUAUCCGCCUUCGCUAUACUCGCAUUCCUCACAGCCACUGCUUUCGUCACGUACAGCAGCCAAAGCAUCUAUACAAUAAGCGUUAACACUACCAUCGCGAGCCGCAGUAGUACGCGAUAUAAGGAAAAUGCGACGGCGACUCACCUCGACUCAGAUCGCGACGUAAAAAACCCGUUAAAAGAUUCCUCGAGGGAUCGUGUAGUCUGCUGGUGGUCCGGCGCUCAUGGCGGUUAUUCGGGACUGGAGGAAUCUAUUGCUGACGCGCCACAGACACGUGUCAGUUACACAGGGCCGGAGAGAUCCGCCGCAGAGGGGUCCACAAUAGAGAAGAGGAGGAAGGGGGGUGUGAUUGUAUCGGGGUCUGGUUGCGCUUGGUGUUCGGUGGGGGAGCUCUGCGCGUUUGACAUCGACAUAAGAACACCCGCGCGAUGGGAUGUGACUCCACCGCCCGAUAUAGGCGACGUGAUGCGCGGCGCGACGGCGAAGCUCACCGUCAACGUGGACAGAUCCAGGAGCACGAACUCCAGCGGAAAUCGCGGCGGAAACGACGCUGGUAAUCACGCCGCGAAUGGCGGCGGAAGUGACGCUGAGAACGGCGGAUGGAGCGGAAGCGGAGGCGGAAGCGGCGGAAGCGGAAGCGAAAGCGGAAGGGAGAUGGGGGUGGGUGACUAUAGGGAGUCUCUGGUAGUGCGUCUGGUGGGGCCAGCGUUAGCAGCAGCGGAUGUGACUAAAGAGGGGGGUGACGUGCGGAAGUGGAGAGUCACUUACCGAGUGUGGGACGCAGGGAAUUACAGCGUGCUGCUCCUCUCAGAAUGCGGUAACCUGGACUUCACCCGGAACAGCACUGAACGCGCCCUAGGCACAGUGGCUGAAUGGACCCUCACUGUGCUCAACGCCACUGGCAGUGCCACCAGUAGCGCCACUGGUAGUGUUUUCCCACAGAGCUCGAGCCAAGGCCCCCCAGAGAAGGAGAAUUCAGUCGGACUGGUUACCUCUAGAAGGAUUCUAUACUCUGAUUCAGAACCUUCUGCAGGUGAAGACCAAGCAGCCGACCAACCCGCUGACCAACCCACCGACCAACCCGCCGACCAACCCGCCGACCAACCCGCUGACCAACCCACCGACCAACCCGCCGACCAACCCGCCGACCAACCCGCUGACCAACCCACCGACCAACCCGCCGACCAACCCGCCGACCAACCCGCUGACCAACCCGACUCACACCUGGAAGCACAUCUAGCCGAUAAUACCGGCACUGAGUCCCGCAACAGUGAAUUCAACAGCGAAUCCCUCAAGACUGAAUCGCCAGGAGAUGACUAUACCGAAUACCAGGACACCCCAUGCGACCAUUCCGCCUACGGCCGGUGGCUCUUCGACCCCUCAAAGGGCAAGUACACGUGGCAGCUGUACCCGUGCGCGCGCCCCCUCCCCCCGCCGUCUGACUGGCUUGCCGCUCUGCAGUCCCGAGGCAUUUACGAGAUCAACAUUGUAGGGGACUCGCACCAGCGGUUUCUGUUCAACCACCUCUUCUUCCUGCUCACAGGGCGAGCGCACUCCUCCCAUGCGAAAGUGCAUAAUAAUCUCAUGCGUGUCGUCAUGCCCGCUCCCCCUCCCGCUCCGCCUCCUCCUCCUGCUCCUUCCACUCCUGCUCCUGCUUCCUCUCCGGCUCGUCCUACGGCAUCUGCAGCUCUUGUUUCGGGAGCCGUUUCUCCCACCCUUCCUGCCCUCCCUCUUCUUUCUUUUGCGGCAUCACCUGCUGCUGCUGCUGCUGCUGCUGCUGCUGCUGCUGGCGAUGGGGCAUCAGGUGGUAACAGCAGCAGCCAGCCUGGAGAGCUGCGGCCUCUGAAGCUCCACUUCUAUUGGAUCGCAGGCAUCUAUGACAUGGGGAGAUUCGGAUGCAAGAAGAAGUUGUGGAAUCAAGGCCGGCCGUUCCCCACCAUCUCACCAGCAGCAGACGUCACCAUCAUCGACAGUGGCACAUGGACCCAUGGCUUCUGCGAUGCUCCUGAAAAUGCAUUCGGGUUCUAUCUCCCGAGGUUCUUACACUGGGCUUAUCGGCAAAUGCUGGCGGCUCGAAAGCAUAAGCAGCAGAAGGGUCAGCACGGCCAGCAGGGGCUGCAGGGCCAGCAGGGGCAGCUGAAACAGCAGCAGCAGCAGCAGCAGCAGCAACAGCCGCAGCAGCUGCAGAAGUGGCAGCAGCAGAAGCAGCAGCAGCAGCUGCUGCAGAAGCCCCAGCAGCAGAAGCUGCAACUGAAGCAGCAGCAGCUGCAGAAGAAGCAGCAGCAGUGGAAACAGCAGCAGCGGAGGCAUCUGCAGCAGAAGCAACAUCUGCAGGCAGUUGCACUAAGCAGCAAUGAUACUGAAACCCAAGGUACAGCAUCCGAAGCAGGUGGUAACAAUAGCUCCAGAGGGCCAUGGUUUCUCUAUCGGACCAUCCCUCCGUUACGGCGGAACAACUUCUGUCGUUACGGGUCAAACAGUCUAGUCGCACAUUUGAACAAUGUGGGGGUUGCUCAUUUGGCAAGGUAUGGAGUUGGGCUGUUAGACGGGCGGCAUGUAGAGAUGCCGAAGAUGGAAGACUCGUGCAGUGAAAGAGAUAACCACUAUAGUUGCUUUAGAUUCCGCGGUGCCAUGGGGAAGGGGCAUGGGAUUUAUGAAGGUGAUGUAGGAGAGGCCAUGGUGUACAUGACGAUGUACCAUCUAUUAUAUUUAUUAAAUUGAUGGUGUAAUUUUGUGUUCUCAACGG
Messenger RNA from Closterium sp. NIES-67, 3101 nucleotides. Lineage: Eukaryota; Viridiplantae; Streptophyta; Zygnematophyceae; Desmidiales; Closteriaceae. The record is from the annotation of a GenBank genome assembly.